This is a messenger RNA of Colletotrichum truncatum, 912 nucleotides long. RefSeq names its product cyclin. Gene Ontology annotation, cellular component: nucleus. The record is from RefSeq and is a predicted model, not a curated record. NCBI's taxonomy places the organism in Eukaryota, Fungi, Ascomycota, Sordariomycetes, Glomerellales, Glomerellaceae. Gene Ontology annotation, biological process: regulation of transcription by RNA polymerase II. Gene Ontology annotation, molecular function: cyclin-dependent protein serine/threonine kinase regulator activity.
AUGGCGCAUAUGACCAAUCCGCUGGCCACGGCCGAGCAGCUCUACAAGCGCAACACCUUUAGCUCCCUCCCAGCCGACUUGCAGGAUGUCAUCUUCUACGCGACACAAUGCCUGACCCAGGCGGCCGGCGUGCUGCUCGGUUUGCCGCAGUCUACCACAGCCCAGGCCAAUGUUCUUUUGGCGCGUUACUGGCUUGUCGAAUCGCCAAUGGCGCAAGAAUUCAGCGACGCCUCCGCUGCCGCACUCUACCUUGUUGCCAAAAUGGGACCCCUCCCGCGCUCGACCCGCGAUGUAUCAAAUGUUUAUGCAUAUCUCCUCUCCUCGGCAUCACCACUCUUCCGCAGCGAACCUCCAGAUCCGAAAAAGCCCCACCCGGACCCGACGACGUAUUACCAGACAGACGGCGAGUAUGCGGCCUUCCAGACACGGAUGCUGGCUUCGGAAGCAAGAAUCCUUUGGGCUUUGGGGUUUGAUACGGCGGUGGCGCUUCCGCAUGCGUUGGCUGUCACAUAUCUUCAAGCUUUGGACUUCUUAGGCAAGCCCAAGGCCGAAAUUGCGGGACGGGUGAUUGCGCACCUCAACACGGCGCUGCUGAGCCCCCAGAUGCUGUACCUGACGCACCAGCCCAAUGCGCUGGCGACAGCAGCUGUAUACCUCGCUGCUCGGGAGGCCGGUGCAAAAAUGCCUGAAGUGGCAUGGUGGGAGGUUUUCGACGUGGAGAGAGAGGAACUUGGUUUUUUGGUUGUGGGGAUGCGGAGCCUUGAGGGGUGGAUUCAGAGUGCAAAGGAAACGGGUCUGCUGAGUGCCGGCAUGGUGACAAGGACAGGUAUAGAGAGAGAGGCGAGACGGAGGGCCGGUGAAGGUGAUGAGGAGGACGAGGUUAUGAGGCUGAUGGACCAGAAGACCGCAUAA